GCUCCCGCUGCUCGCUCGGAGCGGAGCCCUGGCCCGGCUGCGGGAACGGGGCCGAGGGGCUGCGGGACGGGCAGAGCCGGCCCGGCGCAGAAUGUCAGCAGCUUUUUAUUGAUGAAGAACUGCUUGUUAUCACCAAUCUGCACAUGAAAUGGAAGGGGAAAAGGUUCUGGAAAACGACUUCUGUUUCAGUCUUGCAAGAUGCUGCUUGAAGGGGAAAUGAUUGAUAUACAAAUCACAGAGCAAACCACUGAACAUGAAUGUUCAGAAGUAUAAAGAAGUUUAAGUGACUGCUCUACUUGAUCAAAAUGGUGGACACUGAAAACCAGCUCUAUCCCCUCACUCCCUUGGAGGAGGAGGAUAUAGACAGCCCUUUAUCUGGAGAGUUCCUACAAGAUAUGGAGAACAUUCAAGACCUGUCCCAGUCUCUAGGUGAUGAUAGUUCUGGAGCUUUAAGUUUAACAGAAUUCCAGUCACUGGGAAAUGGUCCAGGAUCUGAUGGAUCUGUUAUAACAGACACCCUUUCACCAGCAUCCAGUCCUUCAUCCAUUAAUUUUGCCACAGCUCCAGGUGGCAUAGAUGAAUCAUCCAGUGGAGCACUAAACAUUGAAUGUAGAAUUUGUGGGGAUAAAGCCUCAGGCUACCAUUACGGAGUACAUGCUUGUGAAGGUUGUAAGGGCUUUUUUAGAAGAACAAUUCGUUUAAAACUCAUCUAUGAUAAAUGCGAUCGCAACUGCAAAAUUCAGAAAAAAAAUCGUAACAAGUGCCAAUACUGUCGUUUUCAAAAGUGCCUUUCAGUUGGAAUGUCACAUAAUGCAAUACGUUUUGGACGAAUGCCGAGGUCUGAGAAGGCCAAGCUCAAAGCAGAAAUUCUGACAGGUGAAAAUUAUGUAGAAGAUUCAGAAAUGGCAGAUCUCAAAUCACUUGCCAAAAGAAUUCAUGAUGCCUACCUGAAAAACUUCAAUAUGAACAAGGUUAAAGCCAGAAUCAUCCUUGCAGGGAAAACCAAUAACAAUCCACCAUUUGUUAUCCAUGAUAUGGAUACCUUAUGUAUGGCAGAGAAGACCCUGGUGGCCAAGCUGGUGGCCAAUGGGAUUCAGAACAAGGAAGCCGAGGUUCGGAUCUUCCACUGCUGCCAGUGCACGUCUGUGGAGACUGUCACCGAGCUCACAGAAUUUGCCAAAUCCAUCCCUGGCUUCUCCAGCCUGGACCUGAAUGAUCAGGUGACACUGCUGAAGUAUGGGGUGUAUGAAGCCAUAUUUGCCAUGCUGGCCUCUGUGAUGAACAAGGACGGGAUGCUGGUGGCUUAUGGGAAUGGAUUUAUAACCCGGGAGUUCCUGAAAAGCCUGAGAAAGCCAUUCUGUGAUAUAAUGGAGCCAAAAUUUGAUUUUGCAAUGAAAUUCAAUGCACUGGAUUUGGAUGAUAGCGAUAUUUCCCUUUUUGUUGCUGCCAUUAUUUGCUGUGGAGAUCGUCCUGGUCUUGUAAAUGUAGGACACAUUGAAAAAAUGCAGGAGAGCAUUGUGCAUGUACUGAAACUUCACUUGCAAAACAACCAUCCUGAUGACACCUUCCUCUUCCCAAAACUUCUCCAAAAAAUGGCUGACCUCCGACAGCUGGUCACAGAGCAUGCUCAGCUUGUUCAGAUAAUCAAGAAGACUGAAUCUGAUGCACAUUUACACCCUUUACUACAGGAAAUCUACAGGGAUAUGUAUUAAGGACUUCUAGUAUUUUUUUCCACAAUAUUUAAAGACAGAGAAAUACAGAUGGGAGCAAAACUACUUGUACAGUUAUGGGCUGUUCACUCAGCCCAGAGCAGGAAAAAUCUAAAACUGGGGAACUGGAGUGUUACACUUCUUUUGGUUUGGGAUCUUUUGUCUUCUUUUGAAAAAGUGCUGCAGAAAAAUAUUGGUCAGAGUGCUCAAUGAAGUCUCUUACAAUGGUUCUUUUAUUUGGAAAUUUGAAGAUUGGUAAGGAAUACAUAUUUGUAUAAUAAAUCAGAAUGUUAAGUAACAGAAAUGAACAAAAUUGUAUUUCCUCUUGGCUUAGUCAUUUUAGUAUUAAUGUAACAAAUUCAGCACCUUCCUUCCAGGUAUCUGCACAAUCAGAAAGACAAUGCACUUUUGCCUAAUGGUAACUACUGAGAACCAGCUAACACUUUUUCUUAAAGCAUUCAGUCUAGGUGUAGCAAAUGGCUGGAUAUUACUGUCCAUACACUUCUAAAAAAUUGGAAAGAUCCUUCAUCCAUUGUUGCUUUAAUUCCAUGAAAUGAUGUACAGCUUCAUCUACUGCUAUGUGGGCAUACUUAGGGUGAGCAGGUUUAAAAGACAGUUGUCUUAUGAAAUGAAACAAAAUCCAAAGAGUCAUCUAAAAGACAGCAGAGAUGCUCCAACAGGUGUGUCUUGAAGAGUAAACAAGAUAAACUGAUGAGACCUUUUUGUUUCAAAAGUCUGUUAAGGAAAUGUGCAAAUAUCACUGAUGAUAAAGAGAUUAUAUACCCUGUAUUUUUGUACAACUUGUAAUAGCUCAGGACGCAGUUUUGACAUAAAAAUGCUAUUUUGAAUUAGCAAGAGUUUUGGAGAGACUGAAAAAUCUGAUCCUACCCUAGGAAAAAAAAGAAUUUUAACUUUCCAUCAAGGAUACUGCACUCUACUGCAGUGAUAAUGACUCCAAAGGAAUGAUUGGAUAGGAAAGGCAUUGGCUUCUUCUAAGUGUCUUGGCAGUAUAAUUGUUUGGAGCUGUUUGCUUUUCUGAUGAAUGCACUGCUUCAUUUUUUACCCUCUUGGAUAUAUUUCUAUUCCUUCUUUGGCCUCAUGGAUAGAAGUAUUUGGUACUUGUUUUCACCAGAUGUUGUCCUUGUGGAUAAGGUGACAGUAAGACCAAGAGCAGUGUUUGUAGGUGUCAGACUGUGUCAUAGAGUGGAAAGCACAGCUGAGAGUAAGUUUAUUGUGUUCCUAGGAGUAAACUGAUUUUUUUUUGCUGUACUCCUGCUGCAAAAGCAGCCACAAUGAAAUGGCUUCCUGACUUUGCCACCUCAUGGGCUCUUUUCUCAGAGAGCUGCCCAGAAGUGCCAGCUGCAUGCCAGGCACUCUGCUGUUUCUCUUUCAUUUCCUUGAUACAGUAACCUCACAUUAUCACCACAUAAUUUCACUUUCUGUUUCACAACAACGAGGUUUCAGGAGCAGUGCCAGCAUUUUCACUACAGUAAAGCUUUCAGUGGCACAGGAGGACACUUUGUAUUUGUUUUAUUGUAGCACGUUUGAAGGCACCAGAAUCUUCACUGCAAGCAUUGAGUGAUGGAGUGAGAACAUCACCUUGUCAUUCCUAUUUCAGUGGCAAUGCUUCUUUCUGUCCAGGCACACAGGCACAGCUGAACACUGGAAAAAUUACAGGUUUAAAGGCAACUUUUUGGGGUUUAUCUGUGGCAGAAGUUAUAGAUAAUUACAGAUAUAUUUAGUGUGAUAUAUUGAAGCACAGGCCUCAGAUUUGGUGAGCAUCUAGGGCAGGAUAGAAAUAGUAACUGCAUGUGCACAAAACUUCCUCCCUUUCCCUGUUGCCAGCAGGAAGAACACUCAAACACUCAGAGAGGAAUGUUGGUCUUGCCAGGAACCCUCAGAUGAGAAAUGGGCUGCCUUUUGUGUCCCAGAGCAGCACACAGUGUGCCCUCAGAAACAGAGGAUUUUAGGAAUGCUGCUGCUUUAUUCUUCCAGCCAACCCUGUUUCACUGGGGAGCUGUGGGGUUUGGGCCAUGGAAAUAAUUGAUCUGAGAUAUUGCUGAUGCAAGAAGCUGUCAAAAUAUCAGCCAUUCUGAGAUGCUGUUCUCAAACUGUAGGAGCCAACUGCUAGUUUAUCCUCUAAAAAAAAGGAUAACUUGAAAUAUUUUCCCCCCAAAGGUCAGAUUUUUUGCCAAGGGCAAAUUUCAAAGUUGUAUCCCAUAGUCUAAGUGUACUGUAGGUUCUCAGGAAAAAUCAGAUACAGUCAGUGUGCAUAACUAUUUUUCCAGCUCUUGUUCUCAAAAGUGGCUAAAACACUUUAGUAACACUUUAAACCAUGGAAAAUUAAUAAUAAAUACUUAAAUUCUCAGCAAAGCUAUAAAGAAUGGCAAAUAGAGUAACUCAGUGAAAGACAUAAUAUUUAGCUGUUUGAGCAACUGCUUGUGAUAAGGUCCUGUUAUUAGUAUGAGAAUAAUGAAUAAUUUUUUUGUUAUUUGAAAACUAGCAAGAAAUUUUUGACUACUUCCUUGGACAUUAAAGGUUUGAUUUCUGUUUUAAAUUAAAUUUCAGACCCUGAAUGAAAAAAAAAAAAAAGAAAAGAAAAAGAACACAUCUCUGAAUUACAGAAAUAUGAACAAGAUGUUAACACAGCCUAAAAUUCUGGAUGGAUUCCACUGCCCACACUGCUGUCCCGUGCAUAUUCCCACAGUCACUUCAAAGAGUGGCACAGGGCACACAAUUCCCUUCCCAAGAAUGAAUGGGCAAAAGAAUUUCUCAUUUCUACAUUAUGCUUUUAAGGAAUUACAUUUGCUCCUUCAGGAGAUGACUACAGCAGGUUUUGGCCAAGGAGGUUUUAAAGUUACUCAGUUUAUGUCCAUUUUUUUUAAAUUUGGAAUGCAAACUAGUCUCAGAUGUAUUUCUGACCAAUUACUUCAGCAGCUCCUCUAUGUGCAGAUAAACUAAUAGUUUUAAAUACCCCACCUAUGGAGGAAAGCAAAUUGAUCAGAUUUUAGGAUUAAAAUGGAUUAAAGGUUUGCUGGCUCAUCAGGUACAGUUUGGAUCUGAUUCUUGCCAACAGAACUCAUUUUACUGUCAUAGCAUGGAAAAACUGUGGUUAGCAACCAGACCCCACAAACAGCUCAAGGCAAGAGACAGCAGAUGGAUAGAGAAAUAUCCUGGGAAACAAUGGUAUGGCUUAAGUUUUCAGCAAACCUACAGAUUACUCAUUUUUGAGCAUUGUUUGGAGGGAAAAUAUUUAUUUAUUUAUUUAUUCUGGUGCCCUAGGUACUUUUUGGCAAAGGGGAAGGGGGGAAGGAAAGGAAGGUUUUGUGCCAAGUGUAAGGGAAAUCUGAGGUUCAUUCUUGUCUCCUCCUUAAAUAUUUCCUUUAAAGCUGCUGUUUAAAAAAAAUGAGUUACUUUGUACCUUUCAAAAUUUCCGAUCCCACUUUUGCUUUAAACACAAACUGUCACCUGAUAGGAAAGUUUCCAUUUACAGAAACGACACCUUGCAUUGCAUUUAAAGAAAGCACAUUUUGUGUUAGCUGCCAUUUCCAUGUGCCUUUGUGCUCUGCUUCCAGCAGCUGCUGCAGAGCCGAAGGGCUGCCAGGCAGCAGAGUUUUGCAUUAUUCCUGCCCCGUGCAGAUCUCGGAAAUACCAGCAGUUGCACUAAGCCUGUUCUCAUGAGAGAGCUGGCACGGGGCUGCACAUCAAAGAGCUUAUAAUAAGCAUCCAAACAUUUGUUUGUUUAUCCAAACUGCUGAAACCUGGGGAGAUUUAUUCAUCACGAGAGCUGGGUCACAUACGACUGAGUUUGAAUUUCCUCAUUGCUGACGGAAAGCCUGGACAAAGUUGGGCCCCAUGUGAGGCAGAGCAGCUGGGGGAUAUCCUGCUGUGGCUGCAAGGAACAGUUUCAGUCUCUCCUAAAAAGCUCCCUGUGGCUUCACUGAAAAUCUGCAACUGCAUUUGACAAAUGCAUUUGCAGCUGUCAUGGUACUGCUUCAGCAUAAGGUCUGCACAUAAUGGUCCCUCUCAGAAAGCCCUCGUCCUUUAGGAAGUGUUGGAAUGUAAGGUGCAGCGUGGUAUCUGUGCUUGCUUCUGGCCCAAGUGCUUUCCUGAUAAUCAGUUGCAUAUAAUUUUUGUAUUUAGGUUUAAUCAGCUUUAUUUUCCUUCUUUUACUGGAGAUUUAAAUAAUAUGUGGGUUUGAUCUAAGAUUAUUGAUAUUGUUAUGUGUUGUGGGAUUUUUUUAAUUUAAUGUAAUACCAUUUCUUCAUGUUUCAAUUUAUAAAAUACAAGAAUAUAAAUGCAAGGUAUAAACUUUCACUAAAUUAAUUACAGAGGUGCUUAAAGAAAAAUGUGUAAAUUAUUUAAUUUAAAUAUUUGUUACAUACUUUAUCUUGUGAACCCUUUGUACAGUGAGGAAGUAUUUCCUUUUAUGGGCUAAGGAUGAAGGGGCUGACGUCAAAGACAAUUUGUUAUUUAUUCCUGUCUGGUCUUUAUUGCUGUAUCAUUUUUGAAGAACUAUCACAAAUUCUUCAGAGUU
Messenger RNA from Zonotrichia albicollis (white-throated sparrow), 6246 nucleotides. RefSeq names its product peroxisome proliferator activated receptor alpha (gene PPARA). Gene Ontology annotation, cellular component: nucleus. Gene Ontology annotation, molecular function: nuclear receptor activity; zinc ion binding; DNA-binding transcription repressor activity, RNA polymerase II-specific. Gene Ontology annotation, biological process: negative regulation of inflammatory response; negative regulation of cholesterol storage; positive regulation of fatty acid metabolic process. The record is from RefSeq and is a predicted model, not a curated record. NCBI's taxonomy places the organism in Eukaryota, Metazoa, Chordata, Aves, Passeriformes, Passerellidae.